AUGUUGAAAUUUUUGCUACUCGACGAAUCAGAACGAGAUAAUCGAUUAAAAUCUACGGUAGACGACGAAUCUGUCAGAAUCGAAUGCCAGUUGGAACGAGCAUACUGGAAUCAAAAUGGAACAUUUUCUUUGCAAAAUAUUCUCUUCCAUGCGCGCCCUGGUGAUCUCAUUUGUAUCAUUGGACCAGUCGGAUCUGGCAAAAGCUCUUUGUUGCAAACAUUGACAGGUGAAAUCACAUACUUCGAUGGUAAAGUUCGACUCAAUGGCUCAUUUUGUUAUGUACCGCAAGAAUCUUGGAUAUUUUCUUCGACGAUCAAAAACAACAUACUAUUUGGUAAAGAAUAUGAUAAUCAACUGUUUCGGCGAGUGAUUCAUGCCGCUGCCCUUGAUACAGAUUGUGAUCAAUUACCCGAUGGAAUUCAAACUAUGGUUGGCGAUCAAGGUGUCAUGUUAUCUGGAGGUCAAAAGGCGCGUGUCAAUAUGGCAAGAGCACUCUAUCGAGAGGCAGAUAUUUACUUAUUGGAUGACCCGUUGUCUGCUGUUGACACUAAAGUUUCAAAAUAUCUGUUCGAAAGAUGUAUCAGAGAUUAUCUACGCGAUAAAAUCUGCGUUCUUGUUACACAUCAGAUACAGUUUCUACAAGAUGCAACUAAAAUUAUUAUGUUGGAUAACGGUGAAAUGGUUCAUACAGGUACAUAUUCAGAAUUAUUGACAUGCUCACCUCUGUUCAGUCAAAUGCUCCAUAAUAUCAAUCAACAAGAAUGCACGAAUGAUUCGAAGAAAAUUCAGACAGCAGCUACAUUCAGUCGGAUGGCCUCGUCUGGAUCAACGGAUGAAACCGAAGAAUCUUUACUAACUGAUCAUAUAGAGAUGCACGAAAAAGGUUCAGUGAAAUGGCAUGUUUAUCUCGACUAUAUUCGAGCAAGUAGCGGUGUGUUUAUUGGCAUUGCUCUGUUGUUAAUAGCAUUCGGCAUCCGGGAAUUCCUUUCGAUUUUUGCAACUUGGUGGUUAGCUGAAUGGAGUGAAGACGAAAAUCAUCGACAUAUCCAAUAUGCUAACUGCACGGAUACGAAAGAUAAGAAAAUGAAUGCAAUCAAGUUAAUGAAUGAAACUGAAUGGAACAACCAUCACAACCGAAAAUUCUACUUCUAUUGCAUCACUGUGUUUAUUCUAACAAUUCUAACACUAUUGCGUACAAUUACUCUACAAUCAUUAUGUUUAAAUGCUAGUCGAAUGCUACAUAAUCGGAUGUUUCAACGACUUAUUCGAUGUCCAAUAGCAUUCUUUGAUCUGAAUCCCAUUGGCCGUAUUUUAAAUCGUUUUACAAAGGACAUUGCUUUGAUAGAUGAGCAAUUGCCUAACACGAUUUUCGACUUUAUGCACUGUUUUUUUGUAGCAGUGGGAAUGAUGGCUUUCGUCAGUUGGCUCAAUCCGUGGUCCCUUAUACCAGCGAGUAUCGCUAGUAUUGGAAUGCUGUACAUCCGAUAUCAAUAUGCCACGUGUUCACGAGAUUUGAAACGUCUAGAAGGUACGACACGCAGUCCUUUCUACUCGUAUUUGGCAUCGACUAUUAACGGAUUGAAAGUGAUUCGCUCGUAUCAUGCUGAACAAAUGUGCUCAAAUGAAUUUUUUCAGCAUCUGGAUGACAAUACACGAGUCAAUUUUUUACUGACAGUAACUAAUCGAUGGGCAGCCAUUCGAUUCGAAGCGAUCACUCUAUUCUUCAUUGUCGUAGUAACUCUACUCGCCCUUUUUGUACGUACUACAGGCGGCCACUUUUCUACGGCAAAUAUAGCGCUAACACUCUCGAAUGCUGUCAAUCUGGUAGGUCUUCUCCAAUGGACUAUCAGACAAUCAGUCGAAGUCGAAACACAAAUGACUUCUGUCGAACGAAUACUCGACUAUUGUUCACUGCAACAAGAACAAUCAUCACUAAAGUCAUCACCUCCUUCUAACUGGCCACAACAUGGUCGGAUCAUCUUCAACAAUGUUUCCAUGUCUCAUUCCAGCCAACCACACGCACCACUCGCUCUUCACAACAUCUCGUUCACCAUCGAACCAGCACAGAAGAUUGGCAUUGUCGGAAGAACAGGGUCUGGCAAAUCUUCACUCAUUCAGACUCUCUUUCGCAUGGCAACUCUUGUCGAUGGGCAUAUCAUCAUCGAUGACAUCGAUAUCACCACCCUACCACUCGAUCGUCUCCGCCAACGCCUUUCCAUCAUUCCACAAGAUCCUGUUCUCUUCACUGGCACGAUCAGAUCCAACCUCGAUCAGUUCGGUCGAUACUCGGAUGCUGAAAUCUGGAAUGCACUCGAACAGGUGCAGCUGAAGAAACUCGUACGAGAAGUGUUGCCAGACGGUCUGCAGUCACAUGUGAGUGAAAGUGGAUCGAAUUUGAGUGUUGGUCAGAAGCAGUUGAUGUGUUUGGCAAGAGCAAUACUGAAGAAGAGCAAGAUUUUGGUAAUUGAUGAAGCGACUGCAAAUGUUGACAAUGCCACGGAUGAACUGAUACAAAAAGCGAUUCGUGAACAGUUUGCUGGGUGUACAGUGUUGACAGUGGCACAUCGUUUACGAACAGUGAUCGAUAGUGAUCGAGUGAUGGUGCUGAGUGAUGGGAAAGUCGUGGAGUUUGAUUCGGCGAAAGCGUUGUUAUCGAACGGUGACUCGUAUUUUAGUGAACUUGUAAAACAAACAGGUCCGGCCGAAGCUGAACGAUUAUACGAAUUAGCCAAGCAAAAAUUUAUACAAUAA
Molecule: messenger RNA, 2751 nt
Organism: Adineta ricciae
Lineage: Eukaryota; Metazoa; Rotifera; Eurotatoria; Adinetida; Adinetidae
Source: the annotation of a GenBank genome assembly